Messenger RNA from Epinephelus moara (kelp grouper), 2729 nucleotides. Its product is annotated as serine/threonine-protein phosphatase 2A 56 kDa regulatory subunit gamma isoform. Gene Ontology annotation, molecular function: protein phosphatase activator activity. Lineage: Eukaryota; Metazoa; Chordata; Actinopteri; Perciformes; Serranidae. The transcript has 14 exons. Gene Ontology annotation, cellular component: cytosol; nucleus; protein phosphatase type 2A complex. The coding region runs from base 95 to 1672 and encodes 525 amino acids. Gene Ontology annotation, biological process: protein dephosphorylation; signal transduction. The record is from RefSeq and is a predicted model, not a curated record.
AGCGGCAGAGAGCUUCAUUUUCUGAUCUGCUUUUGUGCUAAAAUGGAGGCUGGCCUCUCGCCCUGAGUGGAUCGCCUUCCUGGUUGAGGUUUAGAUGUUGACAUGCAAUAAAUCUGGAGACAGGAUGGUUGUGGAUGCACCUAACUCCAAUGGGCCCUUUCAGCCGGUGGCUCUUAUGCACUUCAGAGAUGUGGCCCCCGCAGAGCAGGAGAAGCUCUUCAUCCAGAAGCUACGGCAGUGCUGCGUUCUUUUCGACUUCCUGUCCGACCCGCUGAGCGACCUGAAAUGGAAGGAAGUGAAGCGGGCGGCGCUGAGCGAAAUGGUGGAGUACAUCACCCACAACCGGAAUGUCAUCACAGAGCCCAUCUACCCGGAGGUGGUGCACAUGUUUGCGGUGAAUAUGUUCAGAACAUUGCCUCCAUCGUCCAACCCCACUGGAGCGGAGUUUGAUCCAGAAGAGGACGAGCCAACACUUGAAGCUGCAUGGCCACACCUCCAGCUCGUCUAUGAAUUUUUCCUUAGGUUUUUAGAAUCGCCUGACUUUCAGCCUAACAUAGCAAAGAAAUACAUCGACCAGAAAUUUGUUAUGCAGCUCCUAGAACUAUUUGACAGUGAGGAUCCCAGAGAGAGAGACUUCCUCAAAACUACCCUCCACAGGAUUUAUGGAAAGUUCCUGGGGCUGAGAGCAUACAUCAGAAAACAGAUCAAUAACAUUUUCUAUAGGUUUAUCUAUGAGACAGAGCACCAUAAUGGUAUAGCUGAACUACUGGAAAUACUUGGAAGCAUAAUCAAUGGAUUUGCCUUACCACUAAAAGAAGAGCACAAGAUUUUCCUGUUGAAGGUUUUAUUGCCUCUGCACAAAGUCAAAUCACUCAGUGUCUACCAUCCACAGCUGGCCUACUGCGUGGUGCAGUUUUUGGAAAAGGACAGCACUCUAACUGAGCCAGUGGUAAUGGCUCUACUAAAGUACUGGCCAAAGACUCACAGUCCCAAGGAAGUGAUGUUCCUCAACGAGCUGGAGGAGAUCCUGGACGUCAUCGAGCCGUCCGAGUUCGUCAAAGUGCAGGAGCCUCUCUUCAGACAGCUGGCCAAGUGUGUGUCCAGCCCGCACUUCCAGGUGGCGGAGAGAGCUCUGUACUACUGGAACAACGAGUACAUCAUGAGUCUGAUCAGCGACAACGCAGCAAAGAUUCUGCCGAUAAUGUUCCCUGCUCUGUACCGCAACUCUAAGACCCACUGGAACAAGACCAUCCAUGGCCUCAUCUACAACGCUCUGAAGCUUUUCAUGGAGAUGAAUCAGAAGCUCUUUGAUGAUUGCACGCAGCAGUUCAGGGCUGAGAAAAACAAAGAGAAGGCAAAGUCAAAAGAACGUGAAGAGGCUUGGAUCAAGAUCGAGAACCUCGCCAAGUCGAAUCCACAGUUCUUUAUGUAUGUUGAUUCCUCUGACCUCAAUAGUCCUGUAGCAAUGGAGACGGAUGUCCCUUUGAUAGAAGAUGUUCAGAGGUUAAAAAAGACAGUUGAGGAGGGCGCGACUCAGUUGCAGCAUGACCAGCGGAAAGAGCGGCCUAUGGUGCGACGCAAAUCUGAGUUGCCUCAGGAUAUCUACACCACAAAAGCCUUGGAGUCCCACCGCAGAGCUGAAGACAUGUUGACAACCCACGAUGGACUCUAGGUCCCGCCAUCUGCCGGCUCUUUGUUCAACUGCCCCUUUUACCCUCGACAGCCAUGGACAUCCUCUUCGCCCAGGCGCCAGAGUUACACUGGUGACCCACAUCGGGCCCUCCAUCCCUCCUCCUACCAUCACUUUACCCAGAAUCCUCAGUUCUUCAUUCCUGCUGCCCCAGUGCAGAAGCCCUGCAUCCUCCUCCCCCUCAGAUUUCUGCUUUCUCAGGUUUUUUUCUUUAUUUGGAGAGGAGCGUGUUUGUGUGUCUUUAUGCCCUCGCCACUUUCAUUGUGUUCUCCGAUUAUCUUCCCCCCAUCGGUUCCUCUUACCUUCUUUUCUCCUUCCAUCCCCCCCUGUGCGCUCACUGUAAAUGUGGAACCUGGGAGUUCGGAUACGCUGGUUCCUUCAUUCCUUCUCGCAAACACAAUGGAUCGGACGUGGAAACGUAGGAACUGACUGACUCACUGUCUAAGGAUCGUCUCUUGGUCUCUGCUUGGUUUUCUUUUCUGUCAAAGGGAACAACAGAAACCUGUUGGUCAGAUGAAAGACAAGACUUUCCUGUCAUCCAUUGAGUUUCCUUUCGUUUUUGGUUGCUCAAUCUUACGGAGACAUCUUGUCAGUGCCAAGACUGUUGUGUUCUUUAUGUUUGUUUGAUGUUUUUAUCUGUGACUUAAACAGGGACACCUGCCUUUGUUUCUGGUCACUGGUGUUUGAAAGAUUUUGUUUGUUUGUUUGUUUGUUUGUUUGUUUGUUUGUUUAGCACACCAGACCAAACUGAGGCUCGUCCUUAGCCUUGCAAUGUCCAGGAAAGGUGGCAAGGAAAGCGGAAGUUGUCCCGUGGACAUCUGACGCUUUCCGGUUUAUUGUUUUGUGCCAUAUGCCGCUCUUUUAUAUGCUUGCUUCCUUAUGUUCAAGGACAAUAUUUGAAAAUCAGACCAUAGUGAUGACUAGACAGUUUAAACAAUGGUACUUACUGAUAUUGGGUUAUUAGAUGAGGAUGAACCUGAGUGAAAGCUGUUUGUGUUUGCUACCUAAGUUGCAGUAGCAGUGUUCAGGGCUUGGCUGU